UUCGAUCAACGAUCUAUGUAUUUUGCUUUUAAUAAGCGGAAUAUCGUUUAGCUUAUUAUGUUACUUUCUGCGGUUUGUCGAUUGAUAAAGUCGUACAGAACUGGGCUGAUAUUAUUCGUAUCGGAUAAUCCGCCGGAGUUUAUUUAUAAUUUCAUGUUAUAAGCGAUUCUCUCUUUAUCUCUCUACUCGUAUAUUAUGAGCAUUAUGUUUGCAUAUAUUGACCCCGCGAGCGCAGCAGCAACGACGACGACGACGACGACGCGAUGAUCCAUAGAAAUAUAAUACACGGCAGUAAGUGACCAAGAUAAAAAAAAAAAGAGCAGAACAGCUGCAACUGCGGCAGCGACUCACAGCACAGCUCAAAAGUGGGAAGAGUUUCGCGCGCGCGCGCGGGCGAUCGCGAGUCUCGACUCGAACGCCGAUCAGUAGUAGUGCAUCGAGCGAUCGCGCGCGAGAACGAAGAAAAUCGUUUUUUGGAGAUCGACUCGGCUGCAAAAAGAGGAGCAGCAGCAGCGGCACACGCGCGGAUCGGAUCGUCGUCGACAACAGCACGUUGGUAUUGAACGAAAAAAAAAUCGUAAAAAAUGAGCGAGAGACCCGUGGAAAUGCUGAAGGAAGAUCUGGAGAACGGGCCGAAGCUGGUGAUCGGCGAGACCGAGCUGACGUUCGAUUUCGACGAUCUCGACGAUUAUCAUCGGGACAAGGCGGAGAAAGAGCUGCGAGAGACACCCGAGGUGGUCGACGAAUCGAUCUCGGAGCUUCGUGCCAUGCUCGAUGAGGAGGAAGACUUCUAUCUGCCGGUGGACGACGAGUUCCUGAAGCGAUUUUUACGCCCGUGCAAGUGGUACCCGAAGAGCGCCUUCAAGCUCAUCAAGCGCUUCUAUCGCUAUCGUCAGAACCACCCGGAAUUCUACGCCAACCUCUUGCCCAGCAACGAGCGCGAGCUCCUUUUGUCGGGCUGUCUUACCCCGGUGCCCCGUCGCAGUCAGGACGGCGUGCGUAUGCUCGUGAUCGAGGCGGGCCGCAAAUGGCAUCCCAAGGAGGUCUCGCUCAAUCAGAUAUUUCGCGGCACCAUCUGCAAUCUCGAGGUGGCGGUGUGCGAGCCCAAGACCCAGGUGUCGGGGGUCAGGGUGAUCAUCGACAUGGACGGGCUGUCGCUGGGCCAUGUCACCUACUUCACGCCCAGCUUCGCCUCGGCCAUCAUCGAGUUCGUCUCGCGAGCUCUGCCUUGCAGACUCAAGGGCGUCCACAUCGUCAAUCAGUCCUGGGUGUUCGACAUGGUGUUCGCCUUCUUCAAGCCGUUCCUGCACGGAAAGCUCAAGGACCGGAUAUUCUUUCACAACGGCGAAAGGUCGAAGAUCACGGAUUACAUCGACGCCAAGGCGCUGCCGAAGAAGUACGGAGGUGAACUGGAGUUCCCGACCAAUUCCCUCGGCGACGAUUACAUACGGUUCUCGCAUAAUUUCGACAACUACUUCACAGAAACCAACAAAUACGGUUACUUGGAGGAGUAAGCGCGAUACACAGACGACAAAGCUCUACGCUCGUGAUUUUUUUGUUGUUGUUGUGACCCAAGUUAUAUGCCUGUAAAUAGUUGAUAGUUCUUCGGAGAAUAAUUAUGAAGCGAAAAAUCCAUUGGGAUUUCGUUUGGAUUCUAGGUAGACAGAGAGAGAGAGAACACAUCCUCGGAAGUCAAAGUCAUCGUUAUGCAACUAUACACGCGCGUGUGUAUACGAUAUUUAAAUGUUUCGGUGUACGACGACUUUUAAUUUUAUUAUAUACUGUUACUUUUUUUUAAAAACGUAAUAAUUUGUACAAAACUUAGGUUGGUUAAUAAGAUAUGUAUAUUAAAUAAACACAAUUUGCUGAAUUAUUUACGAA
Messenger RNA from Trichogramma pretiosum, 1881 nucleotides. RefSeq names its product alpha-tocopherol transfer protein-like. The coding region runs from base 585 to 1514 and encodes 309 amino acids. The record is from RefSeq and is a predicted model, not a curated record. The transcript has 5 exons. Gene Ontology annotation, cellular component: membrane. Gene Ontology annotation, molecular function: phosphatidylinositol bisphosphate binding. Lineage: Eukaryota; Metazoa; Arthropoda; Insecta; Hymenoptera; Trichogrammatidae.